AAUGUUGCUUGGAGCUCACAGUUGAGAAAGGAAGUUGCUGGAGUGAAGGGUGUAGCUCCUCUUUGGUGAGAGUCAGGUUGUUGAUGUCCAUGUAUAUUAUUGAACUGGGCUUUUCCAAUAAUCUGCUCCAGUAUCCUUCAGAGACCAGUCCUAGUCAUUCCAAGAUGCCUGCGUCCAAGGAAGUUAGACAGUGUUUGGGGCUGUGGAGAGUGGUUUAGUAUAAGAAAUGUGUUUGACAGGUAUGUGCAAUUGUUCUCAUUAUGCACAGUCACUUGAUGGAGAGGCAGAGAUGGGCUUUUCUGGCAGUAGUGAAGAGAUCUCCUGAUACAGGAGGCGAAAGCUUACCUGCUCUUUCAGUCUGUGUUUCCUCAGCGCCCGUGCUUUGCCAGCUCUGGACUUCUGCCCCGCAGCUCCAGCCAGCAAUCCAGGCCUAGUGGGGACCAGUGGGCUGCCUUGCUUCCUAGGGUUGUGCAUGGCCAGGCUGAAUGGAAUGGGAUUAGCACACCCCUCAGGCUUGCAGAGCCUGGGAUCAAAGGCCUCUUGCUGGCAGUCACUGAUGGAGAAUAUCAUCCAUUAUCUUUGUGUCUGAUCACUUCCUAAUCUCAGCACUAGCUGUUUGAACAGUUCCUCUUCUGGAUGGUGGGGACUGAGGGACAGGGAGGACCAGGGGAGGAACACUAGCAGAGCAGGGGCUGAUCCCUGGACCCUGACCUCCAGAGUAGUAUCCUGAGGCUGAAUAUCCUCCUGGAAGUAACACAACACCUGCAUUGCAAAGGGAGGGAAACACCACCUUUUCACAACGUGUAAUUUUUCAUUUUGCUCACCUCUGUUUUGCUGGUUUUUGUUCCUCUGCUCUGUCAGAUUCUGGGUCUCACUCUAAAACUGUACCUUUGCCUGCACAAUUAUGCCCACAGGUAAUAGGAAACCAGGGUUUCAAAAGAAAACCUGAUCCCAUUGCUAGAUAAUAGCAGUUUCCUAAAUAAAUGUGUGGUUGCCCGGGGGGGUGAGGUUGUUGCCAGAUGCACCUUUUCUUGAUUGGUGAGAACAAGAGAUGACGCUUCCUGGCGUAUAAGUGCAAGAGAAAACACGGGAGCACAGAUAAGCACAGCAAGCGAGCCACCUGGAAGGAAGAGCUGAGAAGGUGUUAAAGCAGCUGCCUGCCAUGGCAUUUGGAAUGCUAAUCUAUAUUUUGCUGAAAGCAAUGGGGGCACUGAGUGAAGAGUCAGCUAUUACUGCUUCAUCCCUCAGCACAGACUUAUGGAAUAAUUGGACAAAAAACAACGCUGAAGUGGAUUACACAGAGCAGCCAAAGCUCUUGAAGCUCAUGCAGACCUGCCUUGAGGAACACCACAGCUAUUGUAUCAACGGGCUCUGUGCUUUCCACAGCGAGCUGAGGAAACCCAUAUGCAAGUGCCUUGCGGGUUAUAAUGGAGAAAGGUGUGAACAUUUAACACUGAAUUCAUAUGCACAUGAUUCUUACGAGCGCUACAUAGCUGUGGGAAUUGGUGUAGGAAUACUGACCAGUGGAAUACUUGCCAUCAUCUACUGCUACGUAAGAAAGAGAUGCAGGAAAUUGAAAUCCCCCUACAAAGUCUGCGUGGGUGAGACGGCACUGUGAAGGUCUGGCACUGGGACACUCACCAGUUUGCCUGCAAAGGAGGGGAAGGUCUGCUGGGAAGGCCCCCCUGCACCAUCCGACAGGUGCCCCAGCCUCGCAGAGGAGAUGAACUCGAGGGAAUGGCAGAGGAGGAUGUGAAGGGAACUCCUGCAGAACUGACAGGCUCCGUUUAGUGUUGAAGAAAGACCUCCUCUCCUUGGUAAAGGUGGCUCAUGCUCAGGUCCAAGCAGCUGAGGGCACUGGCAGGCCUCUUGACGCUCUCCUGUGGUUGGUGUUUGCCAAGGGAAGGACCUGGUUGGUUUUAGCUGUUUUCAGUCAUUUCAAGCCCUAGAACAGUGUUCCGCUUUGGUCUUUUGUGUGUUUUGUUUUGGUUUUUUGUUUGUUUUUUCUUCUUUUUUCUCCUGGAGGAAAAGCACCACCUCUCUCACAGUGGAGCUGUAUUCUGGACAUCAGGCACUGACCAGAAAACAUUUGGAUUCUGAUUUUGGUGUCUGCUGGCUGUGUGUGUGGAUAAACAUCCCUCUUUCAACCCAGCUGUUACCUCCAGUGUAAUGGGCCAAGUACAGGCUUCUGCUGCCAUAAAGGACAAAACCAAAAUGCUUUGGACUGAGGACAAUGACUGGUUUGCAAAAGUUUUCUUAAACUUAGGAAUAGAGACUAAGCAAUUCCUGGAAAAUUAGAUCAUGACACCUCUGGGCAUGGCAUGCUCUCAUUGUUUUCAUGAGCAAAGGAACCAGGCAUCUUUCUCAAAAUGGAUUAUGGAGUGUGCUUCUGACAAAGAACCUUUCUCAUCCCAAACAUCAUCCAGCAGCUCCUCAGAUCCAUGGAACUUCAGGCAGAACAUUGCCUUGCUGCACCCUGAUUUCUGCACAAGACUUCAAUUUCUAGAGAAGCUGGAAUUUUUUCUAAAACUUCAGUACACAGGAAACAGACUACUCCAUUCUCACAUUAUCAGCACAAUGUGACCACUCAAAUAAGAAAAAAAAUUAUCUUGGGGAUUUGGUUCUACCCUGGACAAACAUAUCGGAUGCUUGGCUCUCUUCAUCUCAUCUACAAAGAAUUUCAAAGGUACAAAGAUUUUGUUCAAAGAAAAGAGAAGAAAAUUGAUUCUGAAGAUGGUGGCACUAACUGGGACUUCUCAGUGACAGCUGGAGUGUUUGCCAGUGCUGACGAGACUGGAGAUGGUUCUCAGAGGUUUUCAUUUCAGCUGUUGUACGUUUUAGACUCACCUGCUGUGCUCAGUCAUCUUCCAGAGAAAGGCAGUUGGUACUUGAAGAUUUUGUGGGGUAAUAUCAGCUCCUAAAUUCAGGUGACUUGCUGAAAGCGCAGUUUCUUUGUUAUGUGAAUUAAUUUUCACAGCAGGAGGCAUGUUGCUUGUUGAAAAAACUGUGUAUUUGUGAGACUAUGGUGACAAUUCUGAUAUGUGAAUGAAAGGUGGAGUUUGAAAGGGUUAAAAGUGCCUGUGGCACUCAAGUGGUCUGGAGUUCAGGGGGCUUCUUCCAUGGGGGUCCUGGUCAGUAGCUGAGCCAUUUUGGCUCUCCAUGUGAUGCCAACAAAUAAAACAGCACAUCACUCACUGUUUGGAAUCCCACAUAUCAGAGGGAACAAGCGGCACAUGCCUGGAUUGAGACCAGUCCUUUCCUCUGCACAUCAACAUCAGCAUUUUCCAACUCAGCCUUUUUGUCUUCUUCAUCUCAAGUUAAAUCCUCAAAUCUCUGCAUUGUUUGCUCCUUUCCAUUCUUCUGACCUUUUAUAAAUGUCCACUGCCAGACAACUUGUGCUCUUCACAAUUUUCAACUCAGCUUUCAGUAGUGGCCCCGCCGUUUUCUGUGUCACACGUGUGUAGUGAGAGGGCAACGAUAUGUGAAUUACAGUCUGUGUAUCCACACUGAGGCACAGACAAAAACCACCCUUCACCCCUCUCACAUGGAAAUACCUAUUGAAAACAUGCAUGCUGUCAGGAAAACACAGGUGAGAGAUCUUUAUUAUCGAUCUCAGAGAAAAUUUUAGAGCUAAGUAUCCAAAGGAUGAAAAACCUCAGGCUUUUUGUCAGGAGUGCAUCUCCCUCUCAAGAGUGAGUUGUCUCUUCCUGUGUGCACGCUGCCAGUGUUGGAUUCACCCCCCGGGGACCAACCCUCCUCCGUCGAAGAGGCUCUGUCUUGGAGCAGGCACACACCUUCCUCAGGGGGUACGUGCAGUUGUUAAAGAAGUUCUAAGGGCGGGAGUUUGAGCAGCAGGACAUUGCCUUGCCUAAAGAAAGCUGUUGGAGAGAUGGAUUUGGUUUGGUUUUAGCUGUUUGUAUGUCCUCUUACUGAUGUUUUUUAUACCCUUAAUGUACCAGUGGCCAAGCAGGUACCUUACAGGAUAUGGGAGUUGUUCUUCAAAAGUAUUUACUCAUUGCAGUGAGACAUUCUGUACCUAUAGAAAACACACACUAAAUUUUUUUUCAUGUUUAGUUAAACGUAACUGAACAGGAAGGUUUACUUCAAGGCCACAAUUUACCAGGAGACUACAUAGUGAAAUAUGUUUUUCCAGUUGGCUUUCUGGCCCAAGGCAGCUUUGGAGGGGCUACCAGUGUGAGUUUGCUGAGAUUUUUUUGUUAGUGGAAGAAAAGCUGGAGAAUGAAACACCAGAUGAGUGUGUGCCACACAAAAUGAGACUUUGUGUCAGGGUAGAAUGAGAAUAAAAUGGAAAGACAAAGAUGAGCAGAAGGAAGGAAGCA
Molecule: messenger RNA, 4340 nt
Organism: Manacus vitellinus (golden-collared manakin)
Lineage: Eukaryota; Metazoa; Chordata; Aves; Passeriformes; Pipridae
Gene: EPGN
Product: epithelial mitogen
Exons: 5
Coding region: 1163-1618 (151 amino acids)
Biological process (GO): epidermal growth factor receptor signaling pathway; positive regulation of mitotic nuclear division; positive regulation of cell population proliferation
Source: RefSeq, a predicted model, not a curated record